GUCAUCAUAUUGUUGUGCUUUCAGUACGAUUUGAAGCAAGUAUAUCAGACAGCUUUGCAGUCCCCGGUCUGACAGUGGAUUCUCCAUCUGGAUACACUCUAGAGAUAGAACUGACAGCUAUUGACUCGCCAAUACCACCUUCAUUACAACCAUUGCUGGAUGUACACUUCUAUGUGAGGUCAACGAGUGGCUGGAUGAAGCGGUUACCUUAUACUAUGACAGAGGUUCAAAGAAGCAGACUCAUGACUGGUGUACCUACAUCUGCUAUUACAGUAGAACUCAGUGUUGACAACUCUGCAGGUA
Molecule: messenger RNA, 303 nt
Organism: Owenia fusiformis
Lineage: Eukaryota; Metazoa; Annelida; Polychaeta; Sabellida; Oweniidae
Source: the annotation of a GenBank genome assembly